AUGGGCAGCACUGAGAUAGUGCUUCAGACGACCGAGCAGAUACAGCAGGUUAGACAGAGGUUGUUGACAGCUCAGAGCCGCCAGAAGAGUUAUGCGGAUAGGCGACGAGCCGAGCUGGAGUUCCAGGUGGGAGACUUCGUACUCCUAAAAGGUGUCUCCUUGGAAAGGAGUGAUUCGAUUCAGGAAGAGAGGCAAGCUGGGGCCCCGGUACAUUGGGCCGUUCAGGGUGACCGCGAGGGUGGGCAGGGUAGCGUAUCGGUUGGAGCUACCUGCGGAGUUGAGCCAGAUUCAUGA
Messenger RNA from Lactuca virosa, 294 nucleotides. NCBI's taxonomy places the organism in Eukaryota, Viridiplantae, Streptophyta, Magnoliopsida, Asterales, Asteraceae. The record is from the annotation of a GenBank genome assembly.